GGUUUAAAAUAGUCCCAAUAUAAACACUUAUUAUAGGCGUGCCGUAGUGAUUCAGGAAAAGACAAAAACACAGGCUGGAAGAUGGAUUCAUGAUGUACUCGCUCAUUAUCUACAUUUUGUAAAUUUUGAACAUAAAGAAAUUGUUCAGUCUCUGUUUACGUCUCUCUCGUCACAAAUAGAAAGUGAAAAUAGUUAGUUCUCCUGUCGCCAUUUUAAGCAGAUGAGAUACCAAUACGAUACGGAAAAAAAAACAGCGCAUCAAAGUGUAGAAACGUUUAUCAAAGUUUAAGCAGGAGUUUCAGUCUAUCUUUAUGAUGUUAAAGCUGGAGGAUUUGAGAAGCUGUAUCUUGUUAAAGUUUGAUCGCGAGAAGCGCUUUAGGAUCCGCAUCAAUAUUAGAAAAGCUUUCCAGCGCUGAAGAGAGCUAAGCGGGAAAGCCUGAAAACAGACGCGGAGGCUUCUUUGAUUCCUUCUCAUAGUCAGUGGAGGAGAUCAAACUCAUCAGAUUCUCCUGCAGCUUCAUCAUGGAUGAUUCACAAGGAUCCAGAGAUGGAGAUUUUUCUCCAGGAUGCAGUUCAGUCCAGCAGAAGAGCUCAAACCCAGAGUCCAGCUGUGUGUCUAUGAAGAGUGACGGAUCUAUGGAGAAGCCAAUAAAGUUUAAGAGUGGAGACACACGGCCUGAUCUCAGUUCAGUCCAGCAGAAGAGCUCAAACCCAGAGUCCAGCUGUGUGUCUGUGAAGAGUGACUGGUCUAUGGAUAAGCCACCAAAGCUAAAGAGUGAAGACACACGGCCUGAUCUCAGUUCAGUCCAGCAGAAGAGCUCAAACCCAGAGUCCAGCUGUGUGUCUGUGAAGAGUGACUGGUCUAUGGAUAAGCCACCAAAGCUAAAGAGUGAAGACACACGGCCUGAUCUCAGUUCAGUCCAGCAGAAGAGCUCAAACCCAGAGUCCAGCUGUGUGUCUGUGAAGAGUGACUGGUCUAUGGAUAAGCCACCAAAGCUAAAGAGUGAAGACACACGGCCUGAUCUCAGUUCAGUCCAGCAGAAGAGCUCAAACCCAGAGUCCAGCUGUGUGUCUGUGAAGAGUAACUGGUCUAUGGAUAAGCCACCAAAGCUAAAGAGUGGAGACACACGGCCUGAUCUCAGGUCAAAUCUUCUAUCCAGACCAGUUAAAAACAAAACUGUGUUCACGCCCGUGAUUCAACCACAAGACUUUAAUGAAAGCAUGAAUCCUGGUUUCAGCCAUGACUCUAAACCUGCUGAAGUCCUCAACACAUUGAGAUCAAAUCUGAGGAAGAAGUUUGAGUGUUUGUAUGAGGGAAUAUCAAAGCAGGGAAACCCAACACUCCUGAAUGAGAUCUACACAGAGCUCUACAUCACAGAGAGUGAAAGUGGAGAGAUCAGUAAUGAGCAUGAGGUGAGACAGAUUGAGACACAGUCCAGGAGAGCAGAAACAGAGGACACAUCGAUCAAAUGCAAUGACAUCUUUAGACCUUUACCUGGACAAGACAAACCCAUCAGAACUGUGCUGACAAAGGGAGUCGCUGGCAUUGGAAAAACAGUCUCUGUGCAGAAGUUCAUCCUGGACUGGGCUGAAGGGAAAGAGAAUCAGGACGUCCAGCUCAUAUUUCCACUUCCUUUCAGAGAGCUCAACUUGAUGAAGGACAAAACACUCAGUCUUUCAGAUCUUCUUCAUGUCUUUUUCCCUGAAACAAAAGAAAUGGAAAUAUCCAGUGAUGAAUAUAAAGUGUUGUUCAUCUUUGAUGGUCUGGAUGAGUGUCGUCUGUCUCUGGAUUUUCAGAGCGAUGUGAGGUUGUGUGAUGUGACUGAAUCAGCCUCAGUGGACGUGCUGCUGAUGAACCUCAUUGUGGGGAAUCUGCUUCCCUCUGCUCUCAUCUGGAUCACCUCCAGACCAGCAGCAGCUGAUCUCGUCCCCUCUGAGUGUGUCCAUCGAGUGACAGAGGUACGAGGAUUCAGUGAGCCACAGAAGCAGGAAUACUUCAGGAAGAGAAUCAGUGAUCAGAGUCUGGCUGACAGGAUCAUCUCACACCUGAAGUCAUCAAGGAGCCUCUUUAUUAUGUGUCACAUCCCAGUGUUCUGCUGGAUCUCAGCCGCUGUUCUAGAGAAGAUGUUGAGUGAAGCAGAGAGAGGAAAGAUUCCCAAGACUCUCACUCAAAUGUACACACACUUCCUGAUCCUUCAGACCAACAUCAAACAUGAGAAGGACUAUGAGAAGAAAGUGAAAGAUAAAGACAUGAUUGUCAAACUGGGGAAACUGGCUUAUCAGCAGCUUGUGAAAGGCAACCUGAUCUUCUAUGAGGAAGACCUGAGAGAGUGUGGCAUUGAUGUGACAGAAGCAUCAGUGUACUCAGGAUUGUGCACUCAGAUCUUCAGAGAGGAGUUGGGCUUGUAUCAGGGGAAAGUCUUCUGCUUUGUUCAUCUGAGCAUUCAGGAACAUCUAGCAGCUCUAUAUGUGCAUCUCUCCUUUAUAAAGAACUGUUCACAGAUGUUCUCUGACCUCUCAAUGUUUUUCACAUUCACUUUAUCUGACUUCCAUCAGAAAGCUGUGGAUGAGGCUUUAGACAGUAAAAAUGGGCAUCUGGACCUUUUCCUUCGUUUCCUUCUGGGUCUGUCAGUGGAGUCUAAUCAGAGUCUCUUACAAGAACUAAAGACACAGACCGGAAACAGAUCUCACAACAAUGAGAAAACAGCUGACUAUAUUAAAGAGAAGAUCAGUGAGAAUCCCUCUCCAGAUAAAUACAUCAAUCUGUUUCACUGUCUGAAUGAACUGGGUGAUCUUUCACUAGUGAACGAAGCUCAACCUCAUACAUAUGGAGGAUUACGUAAAGUGAAACUCUCCUCAUCUCAGUGGUCAGCUUUAGUUUUUGUGUUGUUGACCUCAGAGGAGACAAUGGAGGAGUUUAACCUGUACAGAUUAACUGGACACAGAAAUGAUCAUGCCGCAGUAAACACAGGAGAUGAAGUUCUUCAGAAGCUGCUGCCUGUGGUUACAGAAACUAGAUCAGCUCUGUUGAUUAAGUGUGGUGUCACAGAUGAAGGUUGUGCUGCUCUGGCUUCAGCUCUGAGAUCAAACCCCUCCUCACACCUGAGAGAUCUGGAUCUGUCGUAUAAUAAUCUCAGAGACUCUGGAGUGAAGAUAGUCUCUGCUGUACUGGAGAAUCCUCACUGUAAACUGGAGAAACUGAGGUUGAUUAAGUGUGGUGUCACAGAUGAAGGUUGUGCUGCUCUGGCUUCAGCUCUGAGAUCAAACCCCUCCUCACACCUGAGAUAUCUGGAUCUGUCUGAGAAUAAUCAAGGAGACUCGGGAGUGAAGAUAAUCUCUGCUGUACUGGAGAAUCCUCACUGUAAACUGGAGAAACUGUGGUUGAGUGAUUGUGGUGUCACAGAUGAAGGUUGUACUGCUCUGGCUUCAGCUCUGAGAUCAAACCCCUCCUCACACCUGAGAGAACUGAAUCUGUCUGAGAAUAAUCUAGGAGACUCGGGAGUGAAGAUAGUCUCUGCUGUACUGGAGAAUCCUCACUGUAAACUGGAGAAACUGUGGUUGAGGCAGUGUGGUGUCACAGAUGAAGGUUGUGCUGAUCUGGCUUCAGCUCUGAGAUCAAACCCCUCCUCACACCUGAGAGAACUGGAUCUGUCAUAUAAUAAUCUAGGAAACUCUGGAGUGAAGAUAGUCUCUGCUGUACUGGAGAAUCCUCACUGUAAACUGGAGAAACUGUGGUUGAUUAAGUGUGGUGUCACAGAUGAAGGUUGUGCUGUUCUGGCUUCAGCUCUGAGAUCAAACCCCUCCUCACACCUGAGAGAACUGAGUCUGUCUGUGAAUAAUCUAGGAGACUCUGGAGUGAAGAUAGUCUCUGCUGUACUGGAGAAUCCUCACUGUAAACUGGAGAAACUGUGGUUGAAUGAUUGUGGUGUCACAGAUGAAGGUUGUGCUGCUCUGGCUUCAGCUCUGAGAUCAAACCCCUCCUCACACCUGAGAGAUCUGAAUUUGUCUGAGAAUAAUCUAGGAGACUCUGGAGUGAAGAUAGUCUCUGCUGUACUGGAGAAUCCUCACUGUAAACUGGAGAAACUGUGGUUGAGUAAGUGUGGUGUCACAGAUGAAGGUUGUGCUGCUCUGGCUUCAGCUCUGAGAUCAAACCCCUCCUCACACCUGAGAGAUCUGGAUCUGUCUGAGAAUAAUCUAGGAGACUCUGGAGUGAAGACAGUCUCUGCUGUACUGGAGAAUCCUCACUGUAAACUGGAGAAACUGUGGUUGAGGAAGUGUGGUGUCACAGAUGAAGGUUGUGCUGCUCUGGCUUCAGCUCUGAGAUCAAACCCCUCCUCACACCUGAGAGAACUGGGUCUGUAUGAGAAUAAUCUAACACACUCAGAAGUGAAGCUGCUGAAUGAUCUGAAGGAUGAUCCACAUUAUAAACUGGAGAAACUAUGGUAUCAGAUGAUCUCUGAGUCUGAUCUUCUGAUGAUCAUCUGAUGGUGAAUAAGGAUCCACUACAGAGACUCACAGUCAACAGAAUCAACAGAGACUGAAGAUACAGUGACUUCACUGUUAUAAAUUAAGACUUCAUUUAGAUUUCAAUGAUCCUCUGACAGACAUGAUGAAGGCGGCAGUGAAACACCUUUUAUUUCAGAGCAGCAAAUUACAGUUUCUCGUUCAUAGAUUAACCAUUUUAUUUGUAUAAAGGCACAGUAUGAACUCAAAAAAGUUAGUUUUGUUACAGAGAAAAUAUAGAGCCUGAAUAUGUUUGUUUGUGUUGUACCAGCAGAGGGAGACAAAGACUAAUGAAAGAUUAAUUUUUCAUAAUUAUGAAAAGAAAAAAAAAAAACGUUCAAGCUCACUUUUGGAAAACAAAUAAUGGAAGCUUGAGUGUAUACAUCAUGUUUUUAAUAAUAGUUGUAUUAUAUUUGUAUUAAUGUAUUAAAGGGGUCAUGUGAUGCGUUUUCAUGUUUUCUCUUUCUUUAGUCUGUUAUGUAUCUGUUUGUGCAUGUAUAAGAUCUGCAAAGUUACAAAGCUCAAAGUCUCCUACAAAAAGAUUUAUUCUCUCUAAUCUCUGGUACACACUGUAUGAUUCUGGGCUGUCCCAGACGAAAGAUGAUCAUAAAAACCACAAUUACCAAA
Messenger RNA from Ctenopharyngodon idella (grass carp), 5130 nucleotides. Its product is annotated as NACHT, LRR and PYD domains-containing protein 12-like. The transcript is spliced from 20 exons. The coding region runs from base 523 to 4485 and encodes 1320 amino acids. Gene Ontology annotation, molecular function: protein binding. Lineage: Eukaryota; Metazoa; Chordata; Actinopteri; Cypriniformes; Xenocyprididae. The record is from RefSeq and is a predicted model, not a curated record.